CGGAGCUAUUGUGCAUAAAUGCAUUCACUAAAAUCAAACUACCAUGCCGACGGUUGCUGUUGAAACCAUGAAAGUCAACAAUGGAUCUGUUCUGCUGGAGGAGAAACCAAAGGAAGCAUCUACAGAAAAAAGCUGGUUGAGUCGGUACAGACAGCUGGCUCAUUACUUCUCUCUGCUCUGCUUUCUGCUCAUCGUGGUCACUCUCCUGCUGACUCUCAGCUUGGUUCAGAUCACCUUCACCUUCCAGUCACAGUCAGCCCUGCAGGAAAACAAACUGAAAUAUUUGACGCACAGACUGGAGGAGCUGAACCAGUCCUAUCGCCUCCUGUUCUCCCAGUAUCCCGCUCUGAACCAGUACUGCUCAGUCAGCAACUCCAGCACUGGGGAGACAGUGUGCACACCAUGUCCAGCCGGCUGGACGCCUAAUGGAGAAAAAUGUUUCCUGUUCAGUCAGGACAGAGCUGACUGGAUCAGCAGCCAGUACCGCUGCAUGGCACUGGGGGGGGCUGUGGCCACAGUGCAGACAGAGGAGGAGCAGGUGUUUCUGUGGGGGAAGGCCCAGAGUCUGAGCCAGGGAGACUCGUACUGGCUGGGCCUCAGGGGGGGAGGUGGUGACGGGGGCUGGCAGUGGAGUGACGGCUCCCUGGUGGAGAAGGGACCAGGGUUUUGGGAGCGUGAGCCCAAUAACGCAGACAGCAGAGAGCUGUGUGGACGCCUCACCCCGAGAGACGACUACAGGAAGAGCUGGUUCACCUACAGGUGCUCCAACCUACUGAGGAGGGUCUGUGAGAGGAGACAAGCUACUCUCCAGUGA
This is a messenger RNA of Gymnodraco acuticeps, 814 nucleotides long. Its product is annotated as C-type lectin domain family 6 member A-like. The record is from RefSeq and is a predicted model, not a curated record. The transcript has 6 exons. The coding region runs from base 44 to 814 and encodes 256 amino acids. NCBI's taxonomy places the organism in Eukaryota, Metazoa, Chordata, Actinopteri, Perciformes, Bathydraconidae.